AUGACUGAGAGAGUGCUUGACCAGGAAAAGGCUAUUUCUCAGCUCCUGAAGGCAGACAAGAAGACAAGGCAUUUGGUGCCAUCAUGGCAAGACAUUGAUGUGAUGGAGUCUGUGAAGAAGGCACUGAGUCCACUAAGAGACUUUGCUGAUGCACUCUCAGGUGAGGACUAUGCGAGUGUGUCCUAUGCAAGGCCAGUGCUUCACCUGUUGAAAGUCAACAUCUUGAACCUGAAUGACAACGACACUGAACUAAGAAAAACAAUGAAGACAACCGUUCUUGACUACCUCACUGCCAAAUAUCAGGAUCCCAUCAUUGAUGACAUGUUAGAUAUGGCUUUGCUUGUUGAUCCAAGGUUCAAAACCCAAUACACUGACAGCAACAUGACAGACGGAAUACAAUCCAGAGCUGUGUCUGAGCUGGAGUCCCUGCUGACCAUACAAGCCCAGCAUCCAGCAGCACCGGCUCAACCUACCUCUAUCUCCACAUCACAGAGCCCUGAGGCAGAACAAAAACCACUAAAGAAAGCAGAGAAAACACUGGCCAGCUUUUUGAAAAACUCAGGUGCUGUAACUGCAGCCUCAGCCAGAUCUGCUUCUCCAUCUCUAAAAGAGGCAAUAGAUGGGGAAUUGAACGCCUACCUGUCCACACCAAAUGCAGACAAAGUGGGAUUCGAACCCACGCCUCCACGGGAGAAACGCUAUCUUCUGGAGCUACAGAAUCUACGUGAGUCCAUCUUGCAAGCGGUCCGUCCAUCCGAAGAGACAAGCGAUGCCGGCAGUCCACGGAUGGACCUCCCAACGCCGGGCCCUCGCAGAGGUACAGCUCACCAGAGAGACAGGACCUCUGUGUCAGACUCACCAACAGUCCUGGGACCCAGCAACCAGCCAACGCUACGAACAGAGCCGAAGUUACCAGUCUUCCAGCAGGGGGAAGACAUUGAGAACUUCUUGCGUCGGUUUGAGCGUCUUGCUAGAACCUGGAGGUGGCCAGAGAAUGAGUGGAGUUAUCGUCUUGUUCCACUGUUAACCGGGCCAGCGCUAGAGGCUUACCUGGCUAUGGAUGAGGACAGAGCAGAGAACUACGCCGACCUAAAGGAGGCUCUGCUGGAGAAAUUCAACAUCUCUCCAGAGACCUACCGUCAGCGGUUCCGUGCUGCUUCUACUCCAGCUGGGGAAUCACCAACUGAGACCUACCAUCGGUUGCGGAACUUGUACCGUCGUUGGGUGAGGCCUGAGCUGCAUACAAAGGAGGAAAUCGGUGAGACGAUUGUCUUAGAACAGCUACUCCGUGUUCUUCCACAUGAGAUCAGAGUGUGGGUGAAGGAACAUGAGCCCAACACUGGACUUGAUGCUGCAAAACUGGCUCAGCAGUACAUCAAUGCUCACCGUGGGAGUCAGCGCUCUCAACCCAUGAAAGGUAACUUUAAAAAUGCUCCCAGUGGCUUUGAGGAACCUCAGGGUGGCUUAAACGUAACUCAUGGACAGAAAGUAGCUCCUGAAAAAAGACUUGUCUGUUUUUAUUGUCAACAACCAGGCCACAAAGCGACAGUGUGUCCAGUUCGUAAAUCCAAACUAACUGGCUUUUGCUAUGUUCCAAGAGAGGGGGACAUUGAGGAGGACAAUGCACGUAGGACACAAUAUGUUCAAGUGACUGUAAAUGGACAAUGUUUAAAUGCUCUGUUGGACACUGGUAGCUCGGUAUCAUUACUUAAAAGAAGUCAUAUGCCACAUGUUCCAUUUGUUAAGCUGGUCACUGUACAAUGUGUUCAUGGGGAUGUAAAGCAGUACCCUCAAACCGAUGUUAAUGUAUGUGUACAAGAUCAGAUUUAUAUGUUGAAUGUGGCUAUUGUGGACGAUUUACCUGCUGACAUGAUUUUGGGGAGAGAUUUGCCAGUGCUUAUGGAACUGUUACAAUCGGGGAGAGACUGUGUAAAUACUUCUGCCAAGGUCAAUGUUGCUUGUCCUGUUGUGACACGGGCCCAGGUUAAAGCAGGUCUGCAGCCAUUGCCAGACUUCCACCAUAGUCUGUUGCAAGGUGGGACUAAAGGCCCCAGAAAGACACGUCGUCAACGACGACUAGAGAAAGGUCUCGGUGCCCCGGCUCCUAAGAUCCAAACUGAGGGUCUUGAAGUUCAUGGCUGGAAGGUCCCGGAGAAUAUUGCAAAAUUACAGAGAGCUGAUGUAUCCUUAAAACUACUGUUUGAUAAAGCGUUUAAGGGGAACCAAGCUGACUUGUGUGGGGAAAAGUAUGUAGUCAUUAAUGAUGUACUGUAUAUGCAAACCCCUGACUUCACCUGUUUGGUUGUACCUACAUGUUGCCGUCCUGUUGUUUUACACCUAGCACACAGUAUUCCCUGGGCAGGUCAUAUGGCACUUCAUAAAACAUAUGCUCGCAUAAGCUCACGAUUUAUUUGGCCCUCCAUGUACACUGAUGUUCAGAAUUACUGCACCACAUGCCCCACAUGCCAAAAAACCAGUGCUGUGCGUCGACAGGAUAGGGCACCCUUACGUUCUCUACCUGUGAUAUCUGUCCCUUUCCAGCGUAUCGCCAUGGACAUUGUGGGACCCCUGGAGAAGAGCAGUGCCGGGCAUCAAUACAUCCUGGUCAUCAGCGAUUAUGCAACAAGGUAUCCUGAGGCGUUUCCUCUUCGGUCCAUUACUACACCCAAGAUUAUCAAUGCUCUCGUCCAGCUAUUCUCUAGAGUGGGGAUACCAGAGGAAAUCCUCACAGACCAGGGGACUAAUUUCACGUCACAGCUGAUGAAGCUUUUACAUCGGCAGCUAGGAAUUACUGCAAUCAAGACCAGCCCUUAUCACCCACAAACUGACGGACUAGUGGAAAGGUUUAAUCAAACACUAAAGAACAUGCUUCGCAAGUUCGUGUCUGAUACUGGAAGGGACUGGGACAAGUGGCUGCCAUUUCUGCUGUUCGCCUACAGGGAGGUACCCCAAGCAUCGACGGGCUUUUCCCCAUUUGAGCUUCUGUAUGGAUGGGAGGUCCAAGGCCCGCUAGACCUCCUGCGGAAGAGCUGGGAGGCCACAGCCUCGGAGAAGGCAACAAAGACAGAGAAAGGCAUUGUCCAGUACAUCUUGGAGAUGAGAGACCGCCUCGAGAGAUACCGGGAGAUGGCCCAAGAGAAUCUUCGGCAGGCACAAAAGGCACAAAAGACCUGGUAUGACCAACACGCCCGAUCCCGAGAACUGCAACCCGGACAGAAGGUAUUAUUACUGCUCCCAACAUCAACGAACAAGCUGUUAAUGAAGUGGCAGGGACCCUACAGUGUUGUUCGCAAGACUGGGCCAGUUACCUAUGAAAUUCAUCAUCCAGACAAAGGCAAGGCAUCACAAAUCUACCACAUUAAUCUGCUCAAAGAGUGGAAAGAGCCACCCAGCAAACCAAAGACAUCACUGAUGAUCCGUAAAGUCAAUGAGGAUGAAGAUGAGGACAACCUCGAAUCACAACCAAAAGGGCCAACACAGCCAUCAAGUGUCAAUCUGCAUCACUUGGAAGAAUUCAAACGGGCUGAGCUGCAAGAUCUCCUAAAUCAGUACCCCAUGUUGUUCCGUCAGAGGCCUGGGCGGACUAACCUGGUACAUCACAGAAUCCGGCUCCUUGAUGCAACACCUCAUCGACAGCGGCCGUAUAGAAUCCCUGAGAGACUGCUGGUGCCUCUAAAAGCGGAGAUUGAGACAAUGCUGGAGUUGGGAGUUAUAGAACCCUCUGACAGUGAAUGGAGUAGCCCAAUCGUGAUAGUCCCAAAGAGAGAUGAGACGCUGCGUAUCUGCAUUGACUUCAGAAAGCUGAAUGCUCAGUCACGAUUCGACGCAUACCCGAUGCCACGUAUUGAUGACCUUUUAGAGAGGAUUGGCCAAGCUAAGUACAUCACUACCUUGGACCUUUGCAAAGGAUACUGGCAAGUACCCCUAGAGGAGGCGUCCAAACCGUACACGGCAUUCAAGACUCCACUGGGGCUAUACCAGUUCACUGUUUUGCCUUUUGGGCUGCAUGGAGCACCAGCAACUUUCCAACGAUUAAUGGACCAAGUCCUCAGAGGAUGUGAAGAGUGGUCUGCUGCAUACCUGGACGACAUUGUCAUCCACAGUGCAAGCUGGGAAGACCAUUUGAAACACCUAAAAGUAACCCUGCAAAAGAUCGAACAAGCUGGCCUAACCUUAAAUGUGGCAAAAUGUGACUGGGCGAAGUUGGAGACAAAUUACCUUGGGUACAGCCUGGGGAACGGAGAGCUGAAACCUCAAGUGGAUAAAGUAGAGGCGGUUCGACACACCCCAAGACCAACAACAAAGAAGGAGGUUCGCUCGUUCCUGGGACUGGUGGGGUGGUAUAGGCGUUUCAUCCCCAAAUUCUCUACAACUGCUGUCCCAUUGACCAACCUGCUAUGCAAAAUGGUGAGAAACCCGAUUACCUGGACUGAGGAGUGUGAAGCGGCUUUCAACACCCUGAAGGAGCGGAUGUGUUCUGGCCUCAAAAGUCCAGACUUUACCAAGAGGUUCAUUGUCCAGGUGGAUGCCUCGGCUGUGGGAAUUGGGGCAGUCCUGACCCAGGAAGAUGCAGGAGAAGAGAGGCCUAUUGCAUUCCUGAGCAGGAAACUGCUACCAAGAGAAACCCGGUACUCCACAAUAGAGAAAGAAUGCCUGGCAAUCAAGUGGGCACUGGAGAGCCUCAGAUAUUACCUGCUAGGAAGGGAGUUCGUCCUGGAAACCGAUCACCGAGCCCUGACGUGGAUCCACACUAUGAAGGAUCACAACUCUCGGGUGACCAGAUGGUACCUCUCCCUACAGCCUUACAAAUUUAAAAUCAGACAUCGGCCUGGUCCCCAAAACAAGAUAGCCGACUACCUGUCUCGGUACCCGAUCAGUUCGCGGCCUGGAGAGGAGGGAGGUGAUGUGAGGAAGUGACCUGGCCCUGUUGACACACACACACAAACACACACACACACCUCAACAUACCUCAUUCUUCCUCC
Messenger RNA from Pangasianodon hypophthalmus (striped catfish), 4982 nucleotides. RefSeq lists its product as uncharacterized. Lineage: Eukaryota; Metazoa; Chordata; Actinopteri; Siluriformes; Pangasiidae. Gene Ontology annotation, molecular function: zinc ion binding; aspartic-type endopeptidase activity; nucleic acid binding. Gene Ontology annotation, biological process: DNA integration; proteolysis. Bases 1 to 4917 code for a protein of 1638 amino acids. The record is from RefSeq and is a predicted model, not a curated record. The transcript is spliced from 2 exons.